AAUUUCUAAUGGCCCACGAACCCCAGUGUCUCCGAAUCACACCUAACUUGAGGCUUAAAAUGAUCUUACGCCCCAAAGCUUUGAACCCUCCGCUGGAUGCUACUCAGAACCAAAAUCAGACACCACAAGGAUAAGGUUCUUUCCCAGCUUCUUUUCCAUUCUGAAAACCAUCCAUUCCCCACAAAACUUCUCAACCCAUAUAAUUCAACAAGAAUCAGAUUGUGGGUUGGUUCCAAUUUCAAGCAUUUUCGAUUGCCCAUUAGGAUUUGAGUUGAGGGGUUUUGAUUUUGGUAAGGAAAUCGUUGUGGGAAUUCUUUUUUCAUGUGUUUGAAGAAAACCCAGUUGCUGAUUUGCGCUUGAAGGGCUGCAUGAGUGGGGAAAACUCCAUUUGUAGGCUCUUCAAGUUUGGGAGCUUGAACUUGAAGCAAAAGCAGCAGCAGCAGAAGCCAUGGCUAUUGGUUACACUCUUGCGCUCAGUCAGACCCACUCUUUCAGUUGUUUCAAAUUUUCAAUUCGUGAAGUUUCUUUAUCGUCGCAUUCUUCUAGAGUUCGCUAUCGCUUCGUUUCUUGCCGACGGUUGAAGAAUCUGAAUCAGACUUGCAUUUCUUCCAGCUCCCGGCUUCAGAGAGUCAUUUCAAAAUGUUCAAUAACCAACUCCGAUGUACAAUUCGAUCAAGUUGCUGUAGAAGAUGAUGUGCAAGAAGCUUUAUCUUCUGUAGAAGCUGAUUGUUCACUUGCAAUUGUGCAAUUGAAUUCUGGAUUCCUUGAGGCUGAUACUUUGACUCUACAGACAGAACCUCUUAGUUUAUUGACCGAAGGGACUUAUGUCGAUAGUCUUUUGACAACUUUGCCUGUUUUAUCUGAGGAGGAGCAGAAUGUUCUUGCAGCGACUCCAGCUCAUCCGGCUGGACUGUAUGCUUUAUAUGCCUCAUGUAUCGCGGGCAAUUUGGUUGAACAGCUUUGGAAUUUUGCUUGGCCUUCUGCCAUUGCAUUGCUUCAUCCUAGUCUUUUACCAGUUGCAGUUAUGGGAUUCUUUACUAAGCUUGCAUUAAUAGUUGGAGGUCCUUUGGUCGGGAAGUUUAUGGAUAAUUUUCCCAGAGUACCUGCAUAUACUUGCCUGAAUUGUGUUCAGGCUGCUGCUCAAUUGCUAUCUGCUUCAAUGGUUAUUUAUGCCCAUACUGUUCCACAUUCUGCUGCAUCAUCAUCCAUACUUCUCCAGCCUUGGUUUAUAACACUGAUUUUUGCUGGUGCCAUAGAGAGGCUAUCUGGAAUAGCACUGGGUGUUGCUAUGGAGCGUGAUUGGGUUGUGUUGUUAGCUGGAAUCAAUAGGCCUAUUGCACUUGCAGAAGCUAAUGCUGUUCUUAGUAGAAUUGACCUUCUCUGUGAGAUAGUUGGAGCAUCUUUGUUUGGCAUUAUCUUAUCUAAGUAUGACCCAGUAACUUGCUUGAAGUUCGCUGCGGGUUUAAUGUUAUGGUCCUUGCCAGUAGUGGUUCUACUUACGUGGUUAACCAACCAACUCUCCACUGGUGUUCUUGAUCGUGCAAAAUGUUUGCAAACUUGUUGCGGUGAUCCUACUGAAGUAUCUUCACUUGGUGCUGAGAGUAUAAUGGAUGUGGGUGUAGAAGUUAUUAAAAAUGGAUGGAAGGAGUACUUGCAGCAACCAGCACUUCCUGCAAGCCUUGCCUAUGUGCUCCUCUACUUCAAUGCUGUCCUUGCUCCUGGCAGUUUGAUGACAGCAUUCUUAACUCAGCAAGGUCUUAGUCCAUCAAUAAUUGGUGGUUUUAGUGGAUUAUGUGCUUUCAUGGGUGUUACUGCAACCUUUGUAUCCGCAAAUUUGGUCAGGCAAUUUGGAAUUUUGAAGGCUGGAGCAGUUGGAUUAAUAUUUCAGGCUGCACUUCUUACAGUUGCUGUUGCUGUGUACUUGAGCGGGUCUCUUUCCCGGCAGAGCCCUCUUCUUUUCUUCUUAUCUAUGAUUGUUUUAUCUAGGUUGGGACACAUGUCAUAUAAUGUUGUAGGGCAACAGAUUCUUCAAACUGGUAUUCCAUCAUCCAAAACGAACCUCAUUGCAUCAACAGAGGUCUCAGUCGCUAGUUUGGCAGAGUCUAUAAUGUUGGGAGUUGCAAUAAUUGCCAAUGAUACUUCACAUUUCGGAUUUCUAGCGAUGCUGUCACUGCUAUCCGUUGUUGGAGCGGCAGUGAUGUUCUGCCAGUGGUUGUUGAAUCCAACUGAUGAACAAAGAAAACUUUUCUCUUUCAGCUCUCAGUUCGAGAUGUCCUGAUGCUAAAGCUGUGUUUGACAUAAGCUGGAGCUGUUGGAUUCUUGAUACAUAGGACACAAAUUAAUAUGUAAAUUGGAAAGUCAAGCCCAUACCAUCCUCUCUUUAAUGUGCUCAAUUUACUUUGUGGGUAAAUGAAUACACAGUGAAAUGAAACAAUCCCCCCACAACAUAUUUCAAAAGCUAGACUAGACUCAAUAUCAAUUCUGACAUUGUACAUACAUUUCCUGUUCAUGUUGUAAAGCAAUCAGUUCAUUUAGCUUGAAUACUUUUUCCUUCUAUAGUGUGGAGAAUCUUUUAGUGAAGCUCCAUUUUAACCAAAAAAGGGGAAAGGAAAGAAGAAAAGGUCCAAGGGUAUCCUUUGAUCAUGUUACUUUUUCUUUUUAGCUGGAACAUGGCAAGAUUAAAGGACUGUUUAUUGUUUCAUGUUCUUCAUUUCAUUCUUGCAUAGUAAAUCAUCAUGAAUCCAUGAUCUGGAAGGAUCAAGAUUUUUUACCUCA
This is a messenger RNA of Benincasa hispida (wax gourd), 2775 nucleotides long. RefSeq names its product iron-regulated protein 3 (gene IREG3). Gene Ontology annotation, biological process: iron ion transmembrane transport. Lineage: Eukaryota; Viridiplantae; Streptophyta; Magnoliopsida; Cucurbitales; Cucurbitaceae. Gene Ontology annotation, molecular function: iron ion transmembrane transporter activity. Gene Ontology annotation, cellular component: membrane. The record is from RefSeq and is a predicted model, not a curated record.